UAAAUCUUGAAGCAAUAAUUUUGGUUAUAUUUUCGAAAUGGAUGAUCUUGAAAAGGAUGUGGAUUUGUCCAGAAGGGAUCCAAAUGAUCUCAACAAACAUGUACAGACCGCAUUUGAGGACGUCCUUGGGGAACCUGAUGGAUCCCACAGUCCCGACUGUGUUUGGAGAACAAGUGCUAUGUGCUUCAAGGGAGGUAAAGCCUGCUGUUACACACUCCUGACAGGCCUGUGCGGGAUCUUCAUAGCCUUAUACUGGGGCUGCGAGUUCGCAUGUAUCUCAUUUGAACAAAUCUGGUGCACCACCCCAUGGCUCAGGGUCUGUGGAAUUUACUUCGGCUGCCUACAAAAGUUCUUUGGUACAUGUAUAUCCUGUUGUCUGGCACCAAUUUGCGAGACAGCUGGUUUGUUUUUUAGCCAGAUAACAGUAAAAAAUAGUUGACAUGAAAAAGAAAAUCGGAAAGCUGUGCCAUAUUCUACGUCUGUGACACUUUUGUAAUUUACACAUUUUCUGUUCAUUCUACAUAGAAGAAUUCUGACUUGGGAAUAACAUGGUCUAUUUAGAUUUUGUCUGUAAAGAAAAAAAUCUUAUAAUGAAAUACCUUGUUUCUAUGUAUAUUUCUGUAAUAAAACAGACUU
Messenger RNA from Saccostrea echinata, 636 nucleotides. Its product is annotated as caveolin-3-like. Gene Ontology annotation, molecular function: molecular adaptor activity. The transcript is spliced from 2 exons. Gene Ontology annotation, biological process: caveola assembly. The record is from RefSeq and is a predicted model, not a curated record. Lineage: Eukaryota; Metazoa; Mollusca; Bivalvia; Ostreida; Ostreidae. The coding region runs from base 38 to 439 and encodes 133 amino acids. Gene Ontology annotation, cellular component: caveola.